UUACAUUCACCGGAAGUUUACUAAUCGUCAUGAAAAAAUGAACACGUCAAAAUAGCAGAAGAGAUUGAAAGAGGGAUAGGGUAGAAAAAACAUCUGAUUAUCUAGUCUAAAACAAUGCAGCAAAACAUACGCGAAGGACAAAAAGACAAUGGCAUUGUGGAUUCAUGGUGGUACAAAUAUCUCCUGAAGGGGGUCGGAACACUGGGUGGUCUCCUGGCCAUACUAUUUGGACUCUUUGCAUGCAUCACCUUCACAGCUAUGUGUUUACUGGCUGGAGUACUUCAGAUGGUGGCUGGCUUCAUUGUUGUUCUGUUGGAGGCCCCUUGCUGCUGUCAGUUUGUGGAAUUUGCUGACAAAAUCAGCUCAUUUUCAGACAAGCGACCUGCCUGGCAGAAAGCCGUUUUGUACUGUUUACUUGGUCUGGUGCCUAUAGCAGCCUGUAUCGAGGCCUGGACAGUCCUAGGCGCCGGUCUGGUCUUUGCCUGUGGAGCAUUGUAUGGACUGAAAGCUGUCGGCAAGAAGGGUGACCGGGAGUCUAUGAUGGCAGCGGCGAGCGGGGCAGACCAGGAAAUGACAGUCCAGCUGAUUCACAGCGAGGGUAAGGCCGAUCUACAUGUCCCCGAUAGCCCCUCCAUCCCCUGAACUAACCCUGAGGACACGCCACUGUCUCAAGCGUACAGCAAGGAUUUUACAAGACGGAUUAAUAAGAUACAGAACUACAUAUACUGAAAUGAUUGCAUUCUUGUAAACAAAGGAUAGAAGUGAUCCUUAAUCUCUCCUGUGUUCAAGACAACAGCAAAUCUGUAGAUCUGAGUCAUCAGCAAGCUUUGUUUGUUCAUCAUCAUCAUCAUCAUCAUCAUCAGCAUCAUCUUCUUCUUCAGUUCUGGUUAUUUUUUGCAUCAGUGAAAAUUAGAAUGAAAGUGUAGUCAAGAAUUGAAUGAGAACAUGUCCCUUGUUUAAGUUAAAUGCCAAAAGUUUAAAAUUUAUAUGACUGAAACAUUCUUUUGACUUUUUGCAAACCUAAUUUAGAUUGAUUCCUUCACACUCUAAAAGUUCAGUAUUUUAUGGGUCAUUUCAUAAUAUGAAAUGACCCAUUAAAUAAAAGAGUGAUGUAGUAAAGAUGCAGUUUCAGUUAGAAUGGUCAUUCACAGUAUUUUUGCAAUCAUAACGCACAGUUUUUAAAAGGAAAACCCAUUGUGAGUUAUGUUACACAAGUUGUAAAUCCUAUGACAUAUCAUUGUUUAAAAAAUCAUCUUGCCAUAAAAACUGACCAAUAUUUCAUUAUCAGACAACCUUAUUUAUCACAAAAUUCCAAUGUACACAUUAAACUGAAGAAACCGUAUACUAGUACUUGUUUUGAAUGUACUCGUUAUUCGUGCACAUUUCAGUUUAACUGAACAUUAUUGUUAUUGAUGGUUGUAUAUAGACAGGUUGUUAUAUUUAUUCUCCACUAUGCCAGAAUGUAUAACAUGUAUACCAAUUUGAUGUAUUAUUUAUCUUAAAGGAUUAGCUCCCUGAGGUACCUAGAUAGAAAAAUAUGUAUGCAUUGAAUUACAGAGUAGCAAUAUAUUAUAUUGAGUAUUUAUGUUUGUCUACAUUAGAUCUCAUGUUCCUGUUUUGAUAUUAAUGUGUUUUGUUUGUUUAACAAACAAGUUUGGAUGAACUGGUUAUUUUUAUGUCACUGGUUAUUGUACCGGUAUCUUAAGAUGUUACUAAAUGUUGUAGAUUGUUACACAUGAUUUGUUUAAUUCCAGUUUUAUUUUCCUGUUAUUUAUUUGUUUAAUGUGUAGUGUGAUAUUUAUCAGAGUUCAUUAAAAUCAACAAUUUAAAAAAUGAUACCUACUGCAUAUUAAGAACCUUUUUAACAAGACCUUGGACUUUCAGUAGAAUAUGUAACAAUCCAUUUCUUGCGUCAAAACAAGUUAAAAUGACACUGGUUUCAAGCGAAAUAUACACUGAAUGUGUAGUCUUUGCUAAAAAGGCAGACAAAUCCUGAUGAUUUCAAAGAGCCAUGGCCUACAAUGAAAUAGACAGGCCAACAUCACAUUGCUGUAUGACACAACUACCUAAAGUCCAAGCUCUUCUUAAAAUGGUUCUAUUAGAUUUUUAUUUAUUUAUUUGUACAUGAGCAUAACACAUUAAUGUUCGUGGGGGACCAAUGUUCGUGACUUUCGUGGGUAACCCUUGCCCAUGAAUUUACAUCGCCAUUAUUAAAAUUAUCCCGAACUUCUACCAACGAAAUUACGUCCCCACACACCAGGAAAAUUUUUGUUACCCACGAACAUUGAUCCUCAUGAAUAAAAAUGAAUUUUACUUCAAUAUAAGUAAUAACAAACUUUGAUAUUAUAAUAAAUGUAUGUAUAAAAGCAAAUUUAUUCAUGUGUUGAAAACAAUUAUCUUUUAUAACAAUUAUUUUGAGGUUACACUAUUAAUUAAACAAAUAUUGAAAUGCAUUAAUUGUUGAGGGUAAUAUUGAUGUUAGCUCUUGUGGGAUGAAAUAUUACCCAAUGCAAAGCUGAAUUGAACUGUAAUUUGAUUUUAAAAUUUCACAAAGUACAAUUCUAUACUAAAAAUUAAUUUUAUUGUAAGUUAUCAAUGCUAAGAUUUUUUGUUUUGUCGAACAGUGUUGUACAUUAAAUAUGUAUAUCAUAAAUGCUAAUUAAUACCCAUGGUUUAUCAUUUUCAUGGAUCAUAACCAAACAGAUUAUUGCACAGUUAAUAAAUCUAUGUAGAAUUGUCUUCGGGUAGUAUGAAAGCGUGGAAUGUUGUUAUAAAUGUAGGUAUACAUGUAUAUGUAACAGGUUAAGUUUAAUGGUGCAAUACUAAGUAUUAAAUGUUACUUGAAAUCAA
Messenger RNA from Magallana angulata, 2850 nucleotides. RefSeq names its product calcium channel flower homolog. Gene Ontology annotation, cellular component: membrane. The coding region runs from base 115 to 642 and encodes 175 amino acids. The transcript is spliced from 5 exons. The record is from RefSeq and is a predicted model, not a curated record. Gene Ontology annotation, biological process: vesicle-mediated transport. NCBI's taxonomy places the organism in Eukaryota, Metazoa, Mollusca, Bivalvia, Ostreida, Ostreidae.